Molecule: messenger RNA, 996 nt
Organism: Pediculus humanus corporis (human body louse)
Lineage: Eukaryota; Metazoa; Arthropoda; Insecta; Psocodea; Pediculidae
Product: Vimentin, putative
Exons: 5
Coding region: 1-996 (331 amino acids)
Biological process (GO): cilium assembly
Cellular component (GO): cytoplasm; ciliary basal body
Molecular function (GO): protein dimerization activity
Source: RefSeq, a predicted model, not a curated record
AUGGAGCAACCUGAAGUUGAAUUAUCUGUCGUGGAUGUAUACGAUAUAGCAUCGGAAAUUGGAAAAGAAUUUGAAAAAAUUAUUGAUGGUCACGGACCUGAUAUUGUUAUGAGUUUAAUGCCAAAAGUUAUUUAUGCUCUAGAACAUUUAGAAAAUUUCUCUUUACAAAAUGAAAAAGAAAAUACUAUUGUACAGGAUUUAAAAAGCAAAAUAACUAAAUUAGAGUUAGAAAAAAUUGAAAAAGCAGAGGAUCAAAAAAGGUUUGAAAGGGAAUUAGAACAAAUUGAAGAUCAUUGGAAAUCGGAAACAAAGGAUUUAGUUGAAGUACUUGGAAAAGUUCAAGAGGAAAAUAAAAGGUUAAGAGGAACAGUAGCAGAUCAAAAAAAUCUUAGUGCUAGUAAUUCGACAAUUGCAACAGAAGUAGAUAUUGUAGUUUUGCAAAGGUUAAAAGCAAUGGUUGACAGCCAGAGAGAACAAAUUAGAAAUAAGGAAAAAGAAUUGGCGAAUAAAGUUUCCGAAUUAGAAUCCCUUACAACGGAAGUUGAUAGACUAACAAAAACGGGAAGGGAAUUAAGAAGAAAACAUAAAAUUGUACAAAAUCAAGUGAGGACAUUAAUAGAAGAAAGAGCUGAUUUUAUCACACAAUUACAAGAUCAACAAAAAGAAAUAGUAACACUUAAACAAAACUUAGGAGUAGCUGAAAAAGAAAAUGAGGAUUUAACUAAAAAUUCAAUCGUAGAUUUGACCAACAAAGCUGUUUUCGAUUUAGACGAUCCGGACAGACCGAGAUUUACAACAUCCGAGCUUAAAGAAAUUUUACAAGAAAGAAAUGAAUUAAGAGCUAAAAUUAGUGAUUUAGAAGAUGAAUUAGAGUUAUAUAGACCUAAAGGCACAACAGAGAAUGAUACUGAUGCACCUGUUCAAGGUCCGCUACCCUAUGAACCUGAUGACGCACCCUGGAAAAAAACAUCUGGUACUAAUAUUCGAAAAUUGUAA